AUGAACGAAAGAGAAAUAUAUCUGUUAUCAUUAAAUAGGUACACUGCCAGAGUAAGGGUGAACAAUAUCAUUAGAAAGUGUAUCAUCAUAUUGAAGGGCACGAAUAAGUGCCCUAUGGCAUGCGUACAGAUUGCUCAAGAAACUGUUGGAAGAUGUGCUACGAUUGAUCCUGGACGAAGAGAUUUGCUAUUCUGUGUGCAUGAAAACUCUACUGCAAACAAUCCUAACAAGUUUCGCUUUACCAAACAAUACCAAGACAAGUUUGAAAAAAUUAAAAAAUACCUUAGAAUCCAUGAAGCUGUGAAACCCGCUAGAGUAGCAGCCGCUGAAAGGCUUUUGGUUAAUUAUGAUUCCUUGAAUAGAGAUGAAUUUGAACAGUAUCUUGAAAACAGGUCCAAUAUGACAGGCAUCAUCCAAAACCACUAUGUCAACUUCCGAACCAACCAUCGUACUGCUCAUCCCUUGCACAGAAAACUGCGGCUAUCUGUCUAUUUUAGAAGACAGCAAGGAAACAUGAACAGUUCGGUGUCGAAGCUGUUUAUGUCAUGGGCAACUGGUCUACUCCUAAUACAAGAUUUCAUGAGCCGAUCCGGGGCCUUUGAUUCCGUUGGUUGUUUCAAAAAGCUGGUAAAAAGGUGCACUGGAUUGAUGAAUUUAGAAAUAGUCAGUGCCGUCCAGUCUGUGAACGUAGAAGUCUUGAAAUGUUUCGGAUGGUCGAUAACCGGCGCCCUCAUAGAUGAGGAACAAAUCCUCGUGUAUUUAGAAGUGAUUACGUUUUUCCAAAGUGAUGUCGCACGAACAAAUUUAAGCUGUCGCACUUUUGACAAUUAA
This is a messenger RNA of Mucor mucedo, 831 nucleotides long. RefSeq lists its product as uncharacterized. Lineage: Eukaryota; Fungi; Mucoromycota; Mucoromycetes; Mucorales; Mucoraceae. The transcript is spliced from 4 exons. Bases 1 to 831 code for a protein of 276 amino acids. The record is from RefSeq and is a predicted model, not a curated record.